AUGGACAGUGCAAACAGAACACAGUUUAAAUCAGCCCACCUGGGAACUGCAAUAAGCCUGUACGACAGGCAAUCGAUUUCGGACACGGCCAAAGGGAUUAUUAAGGCAAAUCCCUCAGCGAAGCGGGAUUGCGAUGACCCCUUUUACAUCUGUGAUCUUGGCGAUGUUAUUGCUAAAGACAGGAAAUGGCGCGAGUUGCUACCAACAGUAGAGACAUUUUAUGCUGUCAAGUGCAAUUCCGACCCAAUUAUUUUGAGACUGUUAAUAGGACUAGGAAGAGGUCUUGACUGCGCAAGUAAGAGAGAGAUUCAGAUGGUGCUGGAUGCAGGUGCGAGCCCGGACCGCAUCAUCUACGCCCACCCGUGCAAGCAGGGGUCGCACCUCCGCUACGCCAAGGAGAAUGGAGUCAAACUCAUGACCUUUGACUCGGCUGAUGAACUGCGGAAGAUCUGCAACGUCUUCACAGAGGCAAAGCUUGUUCUGCGAAUGAAGUAUGAUGACCCAAGUGCAGUCAUUAACCUGGGAUCGAAGUUCGGCUGCCCGCUGGACGGCAUCCCACGACUGAUGGAAGCAGCAAAAACACUGGGAAUGGAUGUGGUCGGUAUAAGUUUCCAUGUUGGUACUGGAUCGAAGGACCCAAAGGUGUUCGCUGGGGCCAUCUCCUAUGCCAAGACGCUGUUCAGAGUCGGUAAAGCCAUAGGCUAUGAUAUGACGCUGUUAGACAUCGGGGGCGGUUUCCCAGGCAAAACAAGCUUCAGAGUUGGAUUUCAGCAGUUCGCAGAGGUUAUCAGCGAAUCACUCAAGGAGCAUUUCCGGCAGGCUGCGGGGUGAGGGUGAUCGCUGAGCCAGGG
This is a messenger RNA of Acanthaster planci (crown-of-thorns starfish), 851 nucleotides long. RefSeq names its product ornithine decarboxylase-like. The record is from RefSeq and is a predicted model, not a curated record. Gene Ontology annotation, molecular function: ornithine decarboxylase activity. Gene Ontology annotation, cellular component: cytoplasm. NCBI's taxonomy places the organism in Eukaryota, Metazoa, Echinodermata, Asteroidea, Valvatida, Acanthasteridae.